Cololabis saira (Pacific saury) is the source of this 7084-nucleotide messenger RNA. RefSeq names its product golgin A4 (gene golga4). Gene Ontology annotation, biological process: Golgi vesicle transport. Lineage: Eukaryota; Metazoa; Chordata; Actinopteri; Beloniformes; Belonidae. Gene Ontology annotation, molecular function: small GTPase binding. The transcript is spliced from 25 exons. Gene Ontology annotation, cellular component: Golgi apparatus. Bases 135 to 6407 code for a protein of 2090 amino acids. The record is from RefSeq and is a predicted model, not a curated record.
CUGCUGGAUUCUAAACGCGAACGAGGAAGUCUGUGUGGAUGUUAGCUGGAUGCUAUCCUAAACCAAAACAAAACACAUCUCCCACGGAUAGUUGGCGUCUGCCGUCGCGUUUUUAGGCUCUUCGGCGUGUGAAGAUGUUUAAAAAGCUUAAGCAGCGGAUAAACGAGGAGCAGUCCCCGCAGAGGAAUGCGCAGUCACCGCAGCAGGCCCAGAUGGGCAGUGGAGACCGACGCAGCAGCCAAACCCCGCCUUUCCAUCAUGAUGAGACACCCGCUCCGAGUGACAGAGAGAUGCUGGCCGGGAUGAUAGCAGAGCCCGCUUUUCUCUCUGAGUAUACUAUCUUUGCUCUGGACCAUUCAAAACGACCCAAAACGGCCCAGGUAGCCAGUGUGAGCGUCUCCAAAGGACCUGCAAGGUCGCCCAGAGGUAGCAUCAAUGGGGAUGGAAGUGCUUCUCCUCAAAGGGAGGAGUCACAGUCAUUUGCCCAGAAACUACAGCUGAAAGUUCCUUCAGUGGAGUCGCUGAUUCGUGGCGGUGCCAGUCGGGCAGAGAGUCUGUUCCGCUCUUCAUCUAGAGAAAGCCUUGUCAGGAGCCCGUCACGUGAGUCCCUGACCCCUUUGGGAGAAAAUGAGUCUUCAGGGAUCCCCACCUAUGAUCCACCCUCGGAUAUUGAAAGUGAAGCUGAGGAGCCUCCAGGAAGUGUGGAGGCCUUUUCUAAAGAGCAGUUGUUGCACAGACUGACUCAGGUGGAGAGAAGCCUGGGGAAGUACAGAGGAAAGUACUCAGAGCUGGUUACUGCAUACCGAACAACACAGCGAGAAAAGGAGAAAACACAGGUUAUCCUCAGUCAGAGUCAAGAUAAAUCUCUCCGCAGGAUAGGAGAGCUGCGGGAGGAGCUUCAAAUGGACCAGCAGGCCAAGAAACACUUACAAGAUGAGUUUGAUGCUGCACUUGAGGAGAAAGACCAGAUGAUCACUGUCCUCCAAACACAGGUCGCUCUGCUGAAAAAACGAGCCAAGGGGGUCUCGGAUGGUUCGCUGGCACCUGAAGGUGAGGUCAGUCAGACUGAAGUGGCAGAAGGUUCUUCAUCUGCCAUGCAGAGUCCAUCCAAGGAGAUGGAGCUCCCUGAGGGAGAGGGCAACAGUGAUCCAACCAAACUUAUGGAAGCUCUGCAGAAGAGGGUGAAGAGGCAAGAAAACCUGCUGCAGAAAUGCAAAGAAGUGAUGCGUACACACAAGGAGCGGAGUGGACAGCUGAGCAGUGAAAACGAAGCUCUGCAGGAGCAGCUGCAAGAGAGACUGCAGGAGCUAGAGAAGAUGAAGGAACUGCACACGACAGAAAAGACAAAGUUGAUCACUCAGCUGCGCGAUGCCAAGAACCUAAUUGAACAGCUGGAGCAGGACAAGGGAAUGGUCAUUGCUGAGACGAAAAGGCAGAUGCAUGAGACACUGGAAAUGAAAGAAGAGGAGAUAGCACAGCUGCGCUCCAGGCUCCAGCAGGCUACUACCCAGAAAGAAGAGCUACAGGAACAGAAAGAAAAGGCUGAGAAAUCAGCUUUUGAAGAGCUUGAACGAGCUCUGGGUGUAGCUCAGAGGGCAGAAGAGGCAAGAAAACAGCUGCAGGUUCAGCUGCAGGUUCAGCUGGAGGAGCAAGUGAAAGAAGUUGAAAUGGCCGGUGAAGAAGAGAGGAAGAACCUGCAGCAGGAGCUGACAAGGGUCAAACAGGAAGUCGUCUCCAUAAUGAAGAAGUCAUCAGAGGAAACGGUUACUCAAUUGGAGAAGACCCACAGUGAAGCUUUGGCUGCUAAAGAAGAGGAAAUAAAAGAAAGAAUUAGCAAAGCAGUGGAGCAAUGCAAAGAGCAGUUUUCACAGUUAUCGAAGGAGCGAGAACAACAGGCCUCUCUGGCUCUGGAGGAUGCAGAGUUACAGCAGACGGCUGUAAAGACAGAAGCUGAUAACCGGGUUAAAGAGAUACAGAUGGAGCUGGAGGCUGCAAGAACUAGGAUACUGGAGCUGGAGAGCUCAGUGAAGGAGGACUCACAGGGUGAAUCCAGUCUGUCUCAUCAACUUUCCAGUCAGCUGGAAGAGCUGAAGAAUAAACACAAAGAGAAAAUCACAACACUAAAAGAAAAGCAUCAGGAGCAGCUGGAAAAGCACAAGGACACACUAACCCAGCAGCAUAAUGUUGCUCUUGAGGAGUUCAAGGAAAAGCAAGGAGCUGAAAUUGAGACCCUUCUGAAAGAUAAAGAGCUGCAGUUCCAAACACACAUUGAAGAUAUGAACCUGAAGACUUUAGAGAAACUUGAUGCAAAGCAGGCAGAGUUAGAGGAGCUUUCCGCUGAACUUUCAGAGGUGUUGAAGGGUAAACAGCUGCUGGAAGAUGCUUCCAGGUUAGCUGAACAGGAGCACAAGGAGUCACUUGGAUGCAUGGAAAAAACUCUGAAACAGGAGCUCAAUGCACUGAAAAUUGUUCUGAGCGAAAAGGAAAAGAACAUUGAACAACUUAUCCUCAAAGAAAAAACACUGCGAGAGCAAUCACAAUCCACUUCACAAGAUUUACAGGCUAGGAUUCAUGAAUUUGAACAGCUGCAGCAGAGUUUAGCUCAAGCCCAGCGAGAAAAUGAGAACCUGAAAGAAUCUAAUGCACAGUCGAGCAAAAUCUCUGACGACCUUGAUCAGUGCAAGAAGGAUUUGAUGGACUUAAACCAUCAGUUGGAAGAAGCAAAGAAUGACUGUCAUCAAAAAGAGAAGUCACAUCAGGAAAUCGAGCACCAGUUACAAGAGACCAAGAAACAGCUUUUGGAGAAAGAGAAGUCAUUCACUGCAGACCUGAACACACAUCUGGAGAAACAAACACGCCUUGAGAAACAGCUGGUUGAUGAAAAAGCUGCUCAUGAGAAGAAGUUAAAAACCACUUUAAAUGAGAUGGAAGCUAAGUUGAAAACCCAGGAAACAAAAAUGGAAAAGUUCAAACACAAGGCCAAAGAAAUGCAUGAAAACUAUAAGAAAAAGCUUCAACAGAUUGAAGAAAACAUGAAGAAGGAGCUUGCGAAAAAGGAGAUGGCGCUUCAAGCGAAGGAGCAACAAGUUCAAGAGAAAAUUGUGGAGAUGGCUCAGAAAAGCUCCCAAGGCCUUAGCAGCGCCAUGUCAGAGCUCCAGGCCAACCACAAGGAAGAGCUGGAGAAACUUCAUACCAACCAGAAACACAAGGUGGAGGAGCUGGAGCUUCGUUGGCGAGAGAAGCUAGCGCAACAGGAGGAGGAACUGGCGGAGAAACAUUCAGGCACACUACAGGAGAAGGGUCAGGAACUGGAGGAAAUAUCGCAACAGUUUGGCAGAACCAGAAAGGAGAAUGAACAGCUAUUAUCGGACAUAAAAGAUUUGAAAGAGGAGCUGGCAAUCCGAGAAACCACCGUGCAGAAGCUGCAAGAAGAGCUUAACGAAGCAGCAAUGAAGCUUGACAGUUUGUCUCAGGCUGAGGCGUUGCUGAAAGAACAAAUGGAGGCAACGGAGAGGAACCUAAACCAGGCUCUAAAUGAGAGGAAUGCCCUUCAAGACCAGCUGAAUACAGCGGGGGAAGAGAGCAAGGAGAAAUUAAGAAGUUUGUCAGAAAAGUUGAAUGAAACGGAGAAUGAGCUUGAAGCACUAAAAACUUCCAGAUGCAGGGAAAGUGAGGACUUGCAGAGUAAAUUUGAUGAAACUUCCAUUCAGCUACAAGCCAAGGAAGGAGCCUUCCAGCAGCAAUUAAUUAUGGUCAUCAGCAAAAUGGACCAUUGCUGUAAGGAGGUCCUGUCCAAAAUAGAAUGUGCCUCUAAUGAACUCCAAGAACGAGUGGAAAGUCAAGUGAAGGAGCUGAACCUUAGACUGUUGUCAAGUCAGGAAACUGUAAAGCAUCUCAAAAACAUUGUCCUCACUAAAGCAGAUAGGAUUUGCACUUUAGAGGAGAAUCUUCGCCAGCACACAGAGGAGAACAAGAAUCUAUGCAUUUCAUUAGAACAGAUGACUGCUCAGGUAAAUGUGCACAUGGAGCGUACUGAAGCCUUAACAUGUGAGAAGGAGAGUCAUUCCCAGUCUGUCAGUGAUCAAGUUCAGAAAAUUGAGGAGCUCAGUGAGGCGAACAGAGUCCUAUCCCAAACUUUGGAAACAAAUGGGCUGCAUAUCACGGACUUGGAAAGCAUUGUCACUGAGUUGAAAAAUCAGCUCGCAAGUAGCAUAAAAGAGAAGGAGGAAGCCAUAAAUCAGCUAAAGCAGCAGUAUGAAGAGGAGCGGCAGCAAGCAGUGGCUCAGAUGAAGGAGACCAUCGAGAGAUUGGAGCAGGAAAGGAAGUCUGCCUUGGAACAGGCGGACGCUCUCAGGAACAGCCAGUCAGAGUACGAGAACAAGGCAGAGGCGAGAGGCACUCAGGAUGAGACUGCUAUUAAGUCUCUGCAGGCAAGACUUGAGAAGUUGGAGCGAGAAAUAUCUGAAAAGAAUGAGGCUCUGCAAAGGCUGACAGCAAGUAUUGACAAUCAGUCCAUCAGCAAGUCUGAGAUGGACCAGGUGUUGAGUGAAAAAGAGCAGAAAGUCAGUGACCUUACUUCGGAGCUCCAGAGUUGCAUCGGUCGACUCGGUGAGCUUCAGCAGCAGUUGGCCUUAAAGACUACAGAGUGUGAGCAACUCACCACUGACCUCAAACAGCAUCAUAGCAUCAGGGAGAAUGAAAAAAGAGAGUUUGUGGAGCAGCUGCAGCAGAUCCAGAUGCAGCGCACUCAGAAUGGUAAUUUGGAGCAAGAGAUGGCAGAAAAACUGCACUCCCUCGAAGAGGACAACCAAAAGUGUAAAAACAAGCUUGAAAGUCAAAGGGAGGAAUUUGAAAGGAUGAAAGAUGAGAUUAUCAAGAACAAGGAGGAGAGUCUGAAAGCAGCCGAGGAGAGACUAUCUGCAGAGAGCGCACGAAAAGUCUCCGAGCUGAAGAAGAAAGCCGAGCAGAAAAUUAGUCAUAUUAAAAAACAGCUGACCGCACAGCUUGAUGAGAAAGAGCAGAUGAUUAAGGCUCUUCAGAGUAACCUGGAGGGAAAUAAGGGCGAUGAAAAACAGAGCAAUAAGCAAAUAGAAACAUUAGAAGAGAAAACUAAAAUACUCGAAGAAACGCUCGUUAAGCUUCAGGAAGAGCAGGAAAAGCAAAUUGAACAGAUUCUGAGUAGCGAGAGGCUGGAGAAAGAAAGGUCUUUAGAGGAAUUGAAAACCAUGUACGAAGACAAGCUUAUGUCGGUUCAGAGAGAUGCAGAGCAACAAGUGCAGCUCAAAGAGACAGAAUCAGCGUGGCACGAAAUCCAGGCGAAGCUAAAGGAGGCAGAGGAGCAGAAUGGAAGCCUUCUCGCAGAACUGAAACGUCUGACAGAGGAACUACGUGAGAAAGAUGCCCAGCUCCAUCAGCUUCUGGCAACUACAGAGAAGCUCCAGGAAGAGGUGAAAGUGGAACAUAGCAGCAUGCAGCAAACUACAAGUGUAAUGCAAAACCACUCUCCCGUGGAGGGGGUGGAUGAUGACGGUUCUUUGCAGUCGCUUGAGAAUAAACUCAGUCAAAUAAAGAACGAGAAAGAGAAAGUCCAAAAGGACUUCACCAGGUUGCAGAAAGACAUGAGGGUACUGAGAAAAGAACACGAGCAAGACCUGGAGUACAUGAAGAAAGAGUUGUUGGAGGAGAAUGAGAAGAAGCUAAAAUUGGAGCUGGAACAUGUAGAAAUGAAGCACAACUCUGCUAUGAAGCAGUUAUUGAGAGAGUUCAACACACAAAUGGCUUUGAAAGAGAAGGAGCUUGAUUCAACAGUGAAGGAGACUAUAGCCAAGGCUCAGACCGUUGAAGAGGAGCUCCUCGGGAGUCAUCGUGAUGAAGCCAGUCAGCUGAGGAAGGUUAUUUCCCAGAAGGACGAUGAUUUGCACAGAACUGUUCAAAAAUAUGAACAGGUUAUACAGACUCGAGAGGAGGAGAUGGGACAGAGAGUGUGGCAAAUCCAGAAACAACUAGAAGAGCUGCAAGCGCGCUGCCAGGGCCCUUCUGAGGUGACAUCAGAGGACCUACCGGCUCAGCUUGCUGAGAAGACGACUUUACUGAGUGAGGCUCGACUGAAGGAGCAGGAAUUCAUGGAGAGGAUUAACUCGCUUGAGGACAAGCUUAAGUGUCUCCACCGCAGCACAGUUGUAACUCAUCUUGGGAGCACAUUUAAAGAUCCUGGAAUCGAUGCAUCCGAUCUUGUCUCUGAAGCCACUGAGAUGGAGUACCUGAGAAAAGUGCUGUUUGAAUACAUGAUGGGACGGGAGACAAAAACGAUGGCAAAAGUGAUUACUUCCAUGCUCAAGUUUCCUCCAGACCAGGCGCAGAAAGUUAUGGACAAAGAAGAUACAAAAACAGUUCAUUGGCUACGAUAAGUGUUUGAUUGACGAAGCCGUGCUGCUGCUGCUACUGCUGCUGAAGGGAAGACUGCCAUGGGAUUUAUCAAGCCCUUCUCUCCGUAUCAUGUCUUUUUAUGUGUGUGUGGGUAUAUUUGUGGGUGUGCGUACGGACACAACCUGGGGCAGACGGCUGUGUUUUUUUUCGUGUAUCUGUUUGUGUGUAUGUGUGUGUGAAUAUGACGAUAUGAGGGAAUUAGAGUUUUUGAGAAAAACACAAAUCUUCCAUUAUCCACUCUUUCUUAAAAAUUAAACUUAAUUUAUGUUUUAGAUGGUGAUGAUUGGUGUUCAUUUCCUUAUGUUUUAGGAUGUGUUUAUACAGGUUGGCUUGUGCAAUAAAUGCUGUGACACACUAAAGCUGACGGUCAGUUGAUUUCUAGGUUUCUGUGUUGUGCUGUUGCCUGAAGGACUUCCUCUGUAACUGUAGACAACCCUUUAACUGUGCACUCGCACCACAUUAACAUCCAGGCCUCUGGACCUUGUUGGCUGAAUGCAGCUUUGUUUUUUUACACUUUAUAUUGAUAAACUGACACCAAGGGAUACCCCAAAACACCAAAAUGUAAAUUGUAUUGUGAGAAAUAAAACUGUAUUAUAGGGCACUUAUUGAUCUGCUAUACAUUUUCAGAUUAACAAAUAAAAUCUUAUUUACAAAACAA